AUGGGCGAGAGCUCCUUUGUGCCGUACCUGUACGUGCCCAGCGCCGAGGCGACGUACGUGAAGCUGGUGACGCCCUGGGGCAGCGUGCACAUGGACAAGGGCUUCCUGGAGCAGCUGGCUGUCAGCGUGGGCGUCGUCGUGCUGACGGUGAUGCUGUGGCGGUGCUCCGCGAGGCUCAACGCGUCGCUCAAGAAGCGAUCGGACGCCAAGAAAAGCGGGCGGAAAGAUGGAGAAGAAGAGGAGGGAGAGGACGAUGAUGGUGACGAGGAGGAAGAGGAUGACGAGCCCAGGUCCGCGCUGGACGAGAGUAUGGUCAAGAAGGGCGACCACAGCUACUACUACGCGCACCAGCACCGCGAGAUCAAAGACGACGACGAGAGCGUGCAAAAGACCAUGGUCUCGUCCUACGGCUGGAGCGACAACAAGAAGACCGUUAGCAUCUACCUGACUGACAACGUGGUGAAGAACAUGAAGGGCGAGCAAUUGGUUUUGGAAUGGACCAAAACGUCGCUGUCAUUGGACUUGCUGAAUGCUCCGGGUGGUGACCAGGCCAAGAGUCUGGUGAUCUCCACGCUGUUCCAGGAAAUCACAGACGUGACGUGGAAGGCGAAGAAGGACACGCUCACAAUCACGCUGACGAAGGCGCAGGAGUUGCCCUGGAAGUCUUUGAACGGAGCUGCCAAGAACAUGGAGGAUCACAUCGAAUACGACGAGUCUCUCUACGACUAAAGACUGCGUACGACUGCAGGCCACGAUAUAGAAACACCGCGUUGGCGGUUGCUCCAGUGACCCACCACUACGAGUGUCCGAGUGAAGAUUGCACUCUAGGCCGGUGCCUUGAAUUCAAUAUAUUGUAGAUGAGAUU
Messenger RNA from Phytophthora sojae, 865 nucleotides. RefSeq lists its product as hypothetical. The record is from RefSeq and is a predicted model, not a curated record. The transcript has 3 exons. Lineage: Eukaryota; Oomycota; Peronosporomycetes; Peronosporales; Peronosporaceae. Gene Ontology annotation, cellular component: nucleus. Bases 1 to 729 code for a protein of 242 amino acids.